Messenger RNA from Lathyrus sativus (Indian pea), 1341 nucleotides. The record is from the annotation of a GenBank genome assembly. Lineage: Eukaryota; Viridiplantae; Streptophyta; Magnoliopsida; Fabales; Fabaceae.
AUGGAUAAUAAUGAUUGUGAUCUAUUUUCCAUUGUGCAUAGCUGCAAAGCUAACGCUUAUACUUCUUCUACCACCAUUCUUGAAACUCUUCCUCCACCUCAAACCUUAACAACCGCCUCCACCACUACCAGUAGCAUUAUAUCUCCUCAAAACACCACACCAUUUUACCUUGAUGAUUUUUCUUUAACCCAAGAAAAUAGAUCAGUUGGUUUUUCCCCACUUAAACCAACUGAUUUUAUUGAGCUUGACAAACUGAAAAUCAAUUUCAAUCCAACCACCGUUGUCCCCGCCCACACCACAACUAUCCCCAUUACCGUCACCCCCACCACCACCGCCCUAUAUACCCCGACCACCACUAUUACAACCCGCAUUCCUGUCCCUACCCACAUAAGCACCACUACCAACACUAACACUAGUACUAUUAAUCAUGACUCCAAUCAAAAUUCUAAUUUUUUUGAUUUCCCAACAUUCAAUAGAAACAUACAGAUGCAACCAACUGAUAUUAGGGGGCCAGAAAAAAUUAUACCUAGCUUUCUUCCAACGACCAUUAUCCCCACCCCUACUAUGAAUAACCUUACCACCAAUAUUCCCAUAUCCAUUAGUACCAACUUCCCUAACCUCAGCCUCCCAACAAACAUUUUUAUCUCGAGCGCCAAAACCACUGCACCUUCUAUCACUACCAUGAUUAACACUAACACCGGUUCUCAUGGAACCAAUAACUAUCCUAAGAUGCAUAAUUUCCCAAAACUCUUUGAACAACAACAAACUGAACAAAAUCAAAACAAUCAACUAUCUGCUCUCAAACCUGCGGCUUGCGUUGAAAUCACAACGGCUCAUUUUGAUCUUGCAUACAACCAUCCAUCCAUUUCUAAACAAAACGCAAGAGAGAUCAAUCAACCACCAACUAUACAACCCCAUACUAGUUCUAUGAUUUUACCAAAUACAAACCCACAAGGAGAACUAUUGAAAAACAAGAAAAAAAAGUUUGAUAAUAAGAAGAUAGUAGAAUGGCACAUCAGUGAAGAGAAGUUGGCUGAAGAUCCAUGGCAAUGGAGAAAGUAUGGACAGAAACUUAUUAAAGGAUCUCAACAUCCAAGGGACUACUAUAGAUGUAGCACUUUUAAAGAUUGUGUAGCAAAAAAACUAGUAGAAAAAAAACAACACAAAGAAAAUAUUUAUGUUGUGACAUAUAUAGGAGAGCACAACCAUCCAAAACCUUUUGUGGAUUGGUCUCUUCAAAACAAGUCAUCCAAGAAGAGAGUAUCCAGUGUCAAAAAAUAUGAAUCUUUGCAAGAAUGCAGCCAUGCUCAGGUUCAUCAAGGUCAAUCAAAAAAGCUCUGA